Molecule: messenger RNA, 4677 nt
Organism: Psilocybe cubensis
Lineage: Eukaryota; Fungi; Basidiomycota; Agaricomycetes; Agaricales; Agrocybaceae
Exons: 13
Coding region: 1-4677 (1558 amino acids)
Biological process (GO): protein folding
Cellular component (GO): chaperonin-containing T-complex
Molecular function (GO): ATP hydrolysis activity; ATP-dependent protein folding chaperone; ATP binding
Source: RefSeq, a predicted model, not a curated record
AUGGCAGACACUUCCGUUGGAGGCACGCAUGAAAACGAAUCAGUGACCACCCGUGUAUCUGAGCCGAGUUCUGUUGAGGAUCGUGAGGUGCGUAAAAUGGUGGCUUUGACAAUUGUUUCAGUAGAUAUUAACUAUGCAGCCAACCAGAUUACACAUGGGACAUCACAGAGUCAGAGGGGCGGCGUGACAGUGAACUCCGUUGGCCUUGAAGAAAACACUGGUGACGGUACACCUGUGGUGAAUAUAAACAUAUCGAUUGAUGAUGAUGCCCUUCUCCGCGAGCUUGCUCAGUUUGCUGUCCAGCUGAUGAUCAGACAAUCAGACCCUGAACAAUCAUCUUCCACCCCCAUCGAACCUCCCGACUUUUUACUUCGACAAGUGCUUGGCGCAGAACAAAUGAUGACAUCCGCCAAUAAACUCCAAGAACAAUUCGAUGACACGCUAAAUAUAAACAAUUUGGACGCGGCAAUUAUAUUCUAUCGUGAAGGUAUGAAAGGCCUGCCUCACGGUCCAGAAUGCGGGUGCCAUAUUGAGAGCCUCAAAAAACUGGCAAAUGCAUUGUUAACUCGAUUUCAGCAAGGUGGUCAGAAAUGCGAUCUUGACGAAGCGAUUUCUUUGCACAGGCAUGCUCUUGAACUGCUUUCAUCUGCCCAUCCAGAUCGAUCGUCCUCCCUCAACAAUCUUGCGAGUGCACUGUUAAUCCGUUUUGAGCACGGCGGCCAAACCCCGGGUGACAUUGACGAAGCUAUUUCCAUAUCCAGGGAGGCUCUUGAACUACAACUAUCUCCUGAUCAGGAUCGAUCUCUGUCUCUUAAUAAUCUUGCUAAUUCGUUGACACUUCGAUAUGAAAAAAGUGGUCAGAAAACCGACCUCGAGCAGGGAAUUUCCGCCUUUGAGGAAGCUCUUGAAAAUCUUCCCUCGUCUCAUUCCAAUAGGCCAGCCUUUCUUGUCAACUAUGCCAUAGCGCUGUCAACCCGUUUUAGGCAAGACGGUCAGAAAGGCGACCUUGAUAAAGCGAUGUCAAUGUACAGAGAGAGUCUUGGAUUACUGCCAUCAACCCAUCCCUAUCGAUCCACGUGCUUAAACAACCUGGCCAUUGCUCUCUCAAACCGGUUCGAUAAAUUUAGUGAAAAAGAAGACCUUGAUGAAGCAAUUUCCAUGCACAGGCAGGGUCUUGCCCAUCUCCCACCUUCACACCCCAUUCGAUCCCCGGCACUCAACAAUCUUGCCUCUGCACUAAACACCAGGUUCCAACGAGAUGGUCAUCAAGAGGAUUUCGAAGAAGCAAUGUCGUUGUUGUCCACUGCCGCCCAGAGUCGCUCCCAAUCUCCUACCCUUUGUUUCCUUUUUUGCAAGCACUGGAUAACUUUAGCGACCAAGCAACAUCAUUUUUCGUUAAUCACUGCUUAUGAAACUGCCCUCCGAAUAUUACCACAAGUAGCUGCUUUAACGUUGACUGUGGAUUUACGUCACCAGGCAUUAAUUUCGAGAGCCGACGGUUUAGCUAGGGACGCAUCACAAUGUGCUAUUCGUGCGGGCGAUCUUUCUAAGGCUAUUGAGCUUUUGGAAGGAGGAAGAAGUAUCUUUUGGGCUCAGGUCAUUUCUCUUCGGUCACCCUUUGAUCAACUUCGGGAUGUUGCACCUGAAUGCUCUAGCAUGGCAGACAGGCUCCAGGUUAUCGCUCAAGAACUUGAGAUGGGCUCCCAACGCGACAUUUCUGCGCACAUUCUGGACAAUCAUACUAGGUUGUCCGUUGACGAGGAAUCGUCCCGCCUCAAUCGUCUCAUUGAAGAGUGGGAAGAGAUUAUUCUCAAAGUUCGGGAGUUACCAGGGCUCGAGGACUUCUUGCUUCCACCUCGCCUGUCAACGCUUCGCACUGCAGCGUCCAAACAUCCCAUUGUGCUUCUUGUUGCUAAUGAUGAUGAAAGUCACUGCCUCAUCAUGACAUCGACCAACAUUCACCACAUCACACUCCCUGACUUCAGCAAGUCUGCCUUGCACACCCUUGUUCUUCUUGUUAAUACUGCUGUUUCUGAUUUGCCAAUAUCGCGUUCUCUUGUUGAGAGUAUGAGAGGCACUUUCACCCAGAAUCGUGGAAUUAGCUUUGAGGAUGAUGACGAUAUUUCAUCUGAUGAUGUUUUCAAGUUAGUGUUGAAAUUCCUCUGGGACAAACUAAUUAUCCCAGUGAUUGGUUUGCUGGGAAUCAAGAAAUCGAGCGAUCUGUCCUUCAUACAGUGGUGUCCGACUGGUCAUUUUACCUUCCUUCCUAUCCAUGCUGCUGGUCUUUACAAUAGCGACAAUUCGACUAUCGAGUGUGCAUCGGAUUAUUUCAUAUCCUCAUACACCCCAACAUUAGGUGUACUUCUUUCCGAACCAUCGUUACACCCUUCCCAGAAAUUUAAGAUGAUGACGGUAAUCCAGUCGCAUGAUUUGUCUUCUACGAAAUUGGAGAUGCAAAACAUUCGAGAAUAUGUCCCCGACGAUGCUUUGACGGUGAUGGGAGUCUCCGAGUCACCUGCCUAUGUUGAAACGGUCGCCUCCAGCCUCUCAGAUGUUUCUAUAGCUCAUUUCGCAUGCCAUGGUUAUCAAGACCCAUCAAACCCAUUGGACAGCUGGCUUAAGCUCGACGAUGGACAACUCCGAAUUUCAAGGAUAAUGAAAGAAAAGAUGCCUAACGGGGCACUAGCGUUCCUUUCUGCCUGUGAAACUGCUAUGGGGGAUGCUCAACUGCCUGACGAAGCAAUGAGCUUGGCUGCAAGCUUGAUAUUCUGCGGAUUUAGACGGGUUGUUGCAACUAUGUGGAUGAUGAGGGAUCACGAUGGCCCUAUCGUGGCCAACGCAUUUUACCGCGAGCUUUUCCGUGGUCCUGACGGGGAGAAAACCCCUUUACCAGCCGUUACGAAGUCUGCAUAUGCGCUUCAUGUUGCGGAUAAUCGCUGCGUAACGCGUUUUGUCUCUAAUCACCAACAUCUCCUUCCUCCCACUAAAAUCAUGUCUUUGAAAGUACCAAAAGCAAACAAUUUGCAACUUUUCAAGGAUGGAUACAAGCAACUUUCAGGCUUGGACGAGGCCGUGUUGCGGAACAUCCAGGCUGUGAAUGAGCUCUCUGAUCUCGUACGAACGAGUUUUGGACCGAAUGGGCGGAAUAAACUCCUCAUCAACCACCUUGGCCGGCUCUUUGUUACUUCGGAUGCGGCCACGAUCAUCAGGGAGAUCGAGGUGGUGCACCCUGCAGCGAAGCUGCUAGUAAUGGCCUCACAGUCCCAGGAAGCGGAGAUGGGAGAUGCGACGAAUAUGGUGCUGAUCUUUGGAGGGGAGCUGUUGAAAUUGGCGGAGAGCUUGCUCAUUAUGGGCCUGCACCCCAGUGAGGUGAUCAAGGGAUAUGAGCUUGCGUCUGCCAAAGCCCAGGCUGAACUCGAAAAACUCUCUACAUUUAGUCUCCCAUCGCCAUUGACUCAGGAGACCCUUUCAUCGGCACUGAAACCCGCCAUCGCGUCGAAACAAUAUGGAUACGAAGAUACUCUCGCCUCGCUCGUCGCUGAAGCUGCACUUUCGAUCAUGCCCGCCAACCCGAAAAACUUCAACGUGGAUAACGUUCGUGUCGUUAAAAUCAUGGGUGGAAGCUUGUCUGGCAGCAAAGUGGUGCAGGGUAUGGUUUUUGGGAGGGAACCUGAAGGCACUGUGAAAAAGGCCCUCAAGGCCAAGGUUGCUGUGUUUACGACAGCGUUGGAUAUUGCGCAAACUGAGACUAAGGGCACCGUGCUCAUUAAAAAUGCGGAUGAAAUGCUCAACUUUACGACUGGCGAGGAAAAGCAACUCGAAAAGAUCAUCAAAGAAAUCGCGGACUCAGGGAUCAACGUGAUCAUCGCCGGAUCGAGCGUCGGCGAGCUCAUGAUGCACUACCUCAACCGCUACAACAUCGCCGUGCUUAAAGUCCUAUCCAAAUUCGAACUUCGCCGUCUCUGCCGCGUCGUGAAUGCGACUCCCCUCGCGCGCGUUGGCGCACCCACCGCCGAAGAAGCAGGCUUUGUUGACGUUUUCGAGACCACCGAAAUCGGUGGUGAUCGUGUGACGGUGCUCCGUCAGUUGCUACCUGGCGAGCCCGGCUUCGAUCCCGCAUCUCAGAGUGAAAAGACGCGGACGGCGACGAUCGUGCUGCGUGGCGCGACGUCGAACCACCUGGACGAUCUCGAGCGUGCGAUCGACGAUGGGGUGAAUGUAAUCAAGGGCUUGAUGAAGGAUGCACGACUAGUGCCUGGUGCUGGUGCGACGGAGCUGGAGCUGGCGAAGAGGGUGGAGGUGUAUGGCAGUGGGUUGAAGGGGCUGUCGCAGCAUUCCGUGAAGAAGUUCUCGAGUGCCCUUGAAGUUAUUCCUAGGACGUUGGCGGAGAAUGCACUUGGGGGCGCGGAGGGAAAUGAAGUUGUCAGCAGGCUUUGGGCGAAGCACGAGCAGAAGGGUGGAGAGACUUGGGGCGUUGAUAUUGAGGCUGAGACGGACGGAACGCUACAAGCUGAUCAACAUAAAAUUUACGACUCCCUCGCUGCCAAGGCCUGGGCUAUCCGACUAGCCACCGAGGCAGCCAAUGCCGUCCUCAGCGUGGAUAGCAUUAUCAUGAGCAAACCUGCUGGCGGACCCAAGAUCCCUCAACAGGCUGGCAACUGGGACGCUGAUGACUGA